This is a messenger RNA of Anopheles cruzii, 1098 nucleotides long. RefSeq names its product serine protease Hayan-like. The record is from RefSeq and is a predicted model, not a curated record. The annotation marks the transcript as partial. Lineage: Eukaryota; Metazoa; Arthropoda; Insecta; Diptera; Culicidae. The transcript has 3 exons. Gene Ontology annotation, biological process: proteolysis. Gene Ontology annotation, molecular function: serine-type endopeptidase activity.
UUUGGAGAAGGACGGAGUCCAACGUUGAUGCGGGCGGAGGUAGACAAGAUCGAGCUGUCUAGUUGCGCCGAGAGAAUAGUAACCAGUCGGAGGCAAAUGCCGGACGGAUUCCGAGACGAUCAGUUCUGUGCGGUCGGUGACGAUAUGGACACCUGCGAGGGUGACUCGGGUGGACCGAUCGGUGUGAAGCGGUUAACUGUGGGAGGCUUUGUAGUUCCUCUGGUGGUGGGCGUCGUAUCGUUUGGGACACCCUGUACCGCAGGAUCGACAGGAGUCUACACCAAGAUCAGUUCUUACAUCGAAUGGAUCGAACAAGAGGUGAACCAAACUCUGUCCUAUGGAGAAUGUUCGAAAGGUUUGACGUGCUUACGACCUAGAAAUUUAACCACAGUUGAUUUUGAAAGGCACACCCCGUUUCAGCGGUUUGGAUUAAUCUGGGACGACACUGCGCCGUCCUUGUACGAAUGUGGAGCCACGCUGAUCGACUACCAGUAUCUGCUAACGUCCGCAUCCUGUGUCACAACUAACCGCGGCGAUCCAUCGUAUGUCUCUUAUGAUCGCAAAGAACGUAUCGUCGUGGAGGAUGUUUAUGUGUCCCCGAAAUAUGUUCAAGGACGUCCAGAAAACAACGUCGCUCUCGUGAAGAUCGCAAAGUUCACCAAUCCAAAAGUACAUCGUCCGUCCUGCCUAUGGGACCGCCGUAAAGACGGCGAAUGGAAGACGGGCCCUAGGUUUAGGGCGUACGGACCAUACGCCCCACUCGAGUUGAACAAUACAUUUGGGACAGUUAACAAAACCAUUUCUAUUGACCCAAAAAAACAAACAACUUGUCAAGCUGAUGGACUCCUUGGUAGUGAUUUGAUUCGCUGCAACCAUGAAGUCAACAUGGCACCGGGAGUUUGUUCGAUGGACUAUGGAGCAGCAGUGACCAAUGUUAGAAAAAUCGAAGAGGAUCCCAAUUACAUCUACGGCGUGGUAUCAUCGCUCAGUAAGGAUUGUGGAUCAAACUUAGUUAUGACGGACGUUACGCCGCACAUCGAUUGGAUUGAAUCUAUCAUCAUUCGGCGACGACACGAAAUGCUCACGUUUUCGGACUAG